Messenger RNA from Mus pahari (shrew mouse), 3084 nucleotides. It is a transcript of the gene Mpv17l, whose product is annotated as MPV17 mitochondrial inner membrane protein like. The record is from RefSeq and is a predicted model, not a curated record. Lineage: Eukaryota; Metazoa; Chordata; Mammalia; Rodentia; Muridae. The transcript is spliced from 4 exons. The coding region runs from base 19 to 648 and encodes 209 amino acids. Gene Ontology annotation, cellular component: cytoplasm; membrane.
AGAGCACCCGGGGCAGGUAUGGCGAGCUGGUGGCGUGCGUUUCCACGGGCCGCACGGCGCUAUCCGUGGCCCACUAAUGUGUUGCUCUACGCCGGGCUCUUCUCGGCGGGUGAUGCCCUGCAGCAGCGACUGCGGGGAGGCCCAGCCGACUGGCGCCAGACGCGUCGCGUGGCCACUCUGGCCAUGACCUUCCACGGAAACUUCAACUACGUGUGGCUGCGCCUACUGGAGCGCGCGCUGCCAGGCCGCGCGCCGCGCACGGUCCUGGCCAAGGUGCUAUGCGAUCAGACUGUCGGAGGGCCGAUAGCCCUCUCUGCCUUCUAUGUCGGUAUGAGCAUUCUCCAGGAGAAGGAUGACAUAUUUUUGGACCUGAAGCAGAAAUUCUGGAAUACGUAUAAGAGUGAUCUGUGUGUUUGCUUUCUGUACCUGCACAGCAUUCUAACCAGGCUUUCCUUCGUUGCAGAGUGGUCUCAUGUACUGGCCCUUUGUGCAGCUGACCAACUUCAGCCUUGUCCCUGUGCACUGGAGGACGGCAUAUACGGGACUCUGUGGCUUCCUCUGGGCCACCUUCCUAUGCUUUUCGCAGCAGAGCGGCGAUGGUACAGUCAAGUCCGUAUUCAUCUUCCUUCGCAGGAAGGAGGCGCGUGAUAAGUCCUCAGAGAAAUGACGAGUCUGGACUCCUUUCCUGGGACUCAGUUCUGUUCCUUCAUCGGUCUCAAUCACCUGCAGCAGGCCUGCCUUACUCACCAGUUACAGGCUCCAUACAUGAAGCCCAACAUUCCAUAGGCCCAUUUGAUUUGGAAUUAUCAAUGAUUAUUUUAACUUUUAUCCAAACCUUUCCCAGUCAUUCCAGUCUGAAAGUCUUAUUCUCUGGUAUUUUCAUAUCUUUAAUGCUUUGGUUAAAAACUACAACAGUGAUAUGUGACAUUUUAGAAUUAUUAAUAUUUCUAUUCUAAUAUUUUAUGGCCAGUUGAAUUUAAAAAACAAAACAAAACAGAAAAAACCCUCCAGUUUAGAUUGUAUUUCUAGCCUAAACUCUCAGGCUAUUUCCUACACACUGUGGAAUCUGAUUGUCUUUUGUUCUUAUAGUAAAUUUCUAUGCAUAUAAAAUUCAGUUAAGAAGGUUGAGUAAUCAGUCCCCCCCCAGAUAAUUUAUAAUAAUGUAUUAUUAUGCCAACAUUAAAAUUCUGUAAGAAGAUGUUUUUAACCCUCAAAGGAGGAAUAGUGUUGUAUGUAUUCUGUAUAGAAUACUUUAUUGAUACUGUCUACUUUUUUAAAAGAAGGUUCUCAGGCUGCCAUGGAACUCACUAGAGACUCCAGCGAGGCCUCAGCUCUCCAAAUGCUGAGAUUACAGGCAUGAACCAUCAUGUCUUACCCUUCUGCUUUUAUAUUAUAUAUCCAAGUACAGGUUUUUAAAAUUGGUGUCUUCUAGCUUUGAGAAGAUACAGUUGACCAAAUGCCCUUAUUCUUAGAUAUAUGAAAUAAAAUACUUGGUUUCUGAAUGAAUUACAGCAAAUGAAAAUUCUAGAAAACUAAUUGUUUCUUUCCUCUCUUAAGGAAGAACUCUAAUCCAUACUAGACCAGUCUACACAGUUUGUAGCAACCCUCCUGCCUCUGCACUCCAAAUAUUUGGAUUACAAACAUGAGCUACCAUGCCUGACUUUGUGUGUGUAUGCGGUACUCAAGUGGAACUGGUAUCUUGCACAAACAAGUGCUCUGUCACUGACUUCAUCCCAGGAUCCUAAUUGUAGUCUUUUAUAAUUCAGUGCUUUAAAAUUCUUUAUCUUUACACUUUAAAAUGGACACACAAAUCCUCAACCUGUCUUUCACAUUUAUUCAGUUUGUCAAAUCUCAGCCAGAGCCUUCAGGUUUCAGAGUUAUGCAAAUAACCACACAUGGAGGUGUGUGCCUGUCUACUGAUAACCACACAUGGAGGUGUGUGCCUGUCUAUUCAGAAAGUUAAUGGAGGAGGAUCGUUUCAGCCAGGAGUUCAAGACUAGACUGGAAAAACCAGCAAAUUUCUGUCUCAAAACCACAAAGAUUAAAAAAUUUAAAACUGUGAAUGUCUUAAGAAAUUUCAGCAAUCUCACCUGAAAAUUGCCCCCAUGGUUCUGUUGCUUCCACUGGCACACAUGACAAAUUUUGAGAUAUGAAACACUGAAUUCUGAGUUUAUCUUGUGAAUGUAUAAGGUCAAUUUUAUGCUUAAAUUUCUAAGCAAUUAAUUUAUAUGGUUUGUAAUAUGUUUGUAUAAAUUAUAAGCAUGUACCUUCUAAGGGUCUAAGUUAUGGAAUGUAAUAGAAGUUGUUGGGAUGGCAUGAAAGUAUAUCCCUGUAUCUUCACUUGUAAAUUGCUGUGCCCUAAGCUACUUGCUGGCAGGAUUUGGGUAUUGUCAUUUUUAUGGCCCAUCUCCAGUUUUCUAUGUGCAAGUGUUUGUCCUUCCUACCUGCCCAAAAAGAUGAUUCUUAAGCAGGCCUCAGUGCCAAAGGGCAACCCUAAACGAUUGAUUCCUUGUCCUGACAAGAUUGAUGCUGAUUGGUUCAGACUGUAAUGUGACUUUUUGUAUAAUAAUGAGCUGACAGCUGGAACUGGGGCAGAAGUAUGGGGCAUAACUUCUGUGCAGGCAGACACACAGGCAGAGAUGCGGGAGACAAGGACAGAUGCAGGGGAGUUAGAAGGAGGCAAAAGUGAGGAAGGAGGCAGAAGGGGGAUGGAUGGAGCAGGAAGCAUGAAGUGAGAGCCAUGUGGAGAGAUGUUGUGGUGGUUUGAAUACGCUUGGCCCAUGGGAAGUGGCACUAUUAUAAGGUGUGGCUUGUUAAAGGAAAUGUGUCACUUUGGGGGUGGACUUUGAGGUCCUAUGCUCGCUCAAGCUCUGCUCUGUGAGGAGAGACCCUCCUCCUGGUUGCCUGUGGAAAACAAUCCCCUUCUGUCCAUCUUCAGAUCAAGAUAUAGAACUCUCAGCUCCUUCUCCAGCACGAUGUCUGCCUGCCUGCUGCCAUGUUUCCUGCCUUAAUGAUCUGAACCUAUGAACUUGAUGGACUGAACCUAUGAAACUGUAAGCCAUCCACAAUUAAAUGUUUAUAAAA